UGACUGUGAAACCACACAUAGCCAUCCACGGUCACAAAUUUUUUAAUUUUUUAAUUUAGAUUCAAUAAAUACAUAUGAAUAAAUUUUAGGUCACAAAAAGAAAAUCCCUAGAAUGUAUUGAAUGAAAGAAGUUGUCGUAAAGAUGAUAGGAGGAUAGAUCUGGUAAUCAGGUGUAUUGCAAUAAUGUACUGAACAGUGUUGACUAAAUAAAGAUAAAUAUUCAAUAUUAAAUCAUAUACAAAAAUGUCACACAUCAGAUAACGAAGAAAUUACAUUUUUACAUCUUUUAUAUUAUUUAAUUUUUUUUUUUAGUCUAUUUAAAUUAAAGCAUUACAAAGUUUUAUUAAGAGCGUGAAGAAUCUCAAAAAGUAGCUGUAAACAUCCAACUUUAUUUGACUCGACUAUAAUUCAUCACAUACUUAAAAAUGGAUAGCUCUGAAUAUGAAUUAGUCCGCAAUCUUACACUAUUGUUCUUCUUUGAACGUCUUAUGGAUAAAGGUGAUCCACGAACAUUGCACGAUCUCAGUUGUCAAUUUGGAGCCAAAGGUUUCACUAAAGAAAUGCGUCAAAUAGCUGGAGGCUCACAAAGUGGACUACGUAAAUUUUUAGCUCAAUAUCCGACUCUUUUUGUCAUCAACGGUGAUUAUGUGUCUGUAAAUACAUUCGAGCCAACUUUGGAACACGAUGCGGGAAUAAAAAAAAUAAAUAAACGUGACUAUGCAAAAGAAGCUGUUGAAUAUUUUACUAAUAAACUUGUGCAAUACGGAGUUGGAGCAGAAGUGCCUAUUAAAAGCUUACUGGGUCAUAGAUCACAAGCGUCACCUGAAGUGAGACACAUUUCUGGUCAACAUUAUCGAGAAUUUCGUGAUUUUCUUCUUAAAUAUUCAGAUGAUUUUAUUGUAUGCGAUGAAAAUGUUAAACUUAAACAAUUUGAAGGGAUGGAAGGAGUUCCUUUUAAAGAAUUAGAACCGGAAGUUCCUGUCGACCAAGAAAUGACUUCAAAGUUAUUGGAUUUUUUUUGUCAAACUAUUAAACAAAAAGGCCCGCUUCUUGUAGAACAACUUUUAACUUUAACAGCAGAUAAACUGCCAGCUAAAAUGUGGACAAAUAUGUUCACAACUCCGCAAGAUUUAACCACGUUUUUGAGAAUGUUUCCGGAUGCUUUCAACGUACAAAAACAAGUUGUUUGCUUGCAAGAUAAAGUCAAAUUACCGCUGGAUAUCCAUAAAAAAACUGAACCCACACCAGCAGCUCCUAAGGAAAAUUUAAACUCUGAGAACUUUGGAACUCACCAGAAUUCACAUAUUGUUAAAGCGUUUAGCAAUGAACAUAUUCCGCAGUCAGAUCAAAAUUCACAAAUCAAUCGAAAUAGUGACACAGAGAGUGCUAUUGACAGUCUUUCGUCAAUUGAAUCGAAUCCUCAUACAUCACCAGUUAAUUUACAACAACAAACUCUCAAGCAGAGAAUUAACACUCUUGUUAUGAAAACUCUAGCAGCUAAUACUGAAAAAGAUCGGAAUUUGCAUAACCCCCAGGUUGGUGAAGCAUGGAAAGUUAAAAUUUUGCAGAAAACUAAAAUUAUUGUUAAUGUAAGAGAAUGUGUCCGUAUUGUUGAUGAAAUUUUAAAUUCUCCACGACUGUCACCAGACGAAAAAAUAGCUGUUUCUCUUGAUUGCGAAGGUAUUAAUGUUGGUUCAAAGGGUCAGCUUACACUUAUACAAAUUGGAACAAUGGAAGGAAAUGUUUUUAUUUUUGAUUUAUUUACAUCACCGAAUCUCAUCGGUGCAUUGCGUAAACUUUUAGAAGAUCCUUCAGUGAUUAAAGUAAUUCACGACUGUAGAAAUGACAGUGUCAAUUUAUAUAAUCAAUUUGGAAUCACUCUAAAAAAUGUGUUCGAUACGCAGGCAGCACAUGCAGUCAUUCAAUUUCAAGAGACAGGAAAACCUGUAGAUAAAGUGAAAAAUGUCAAUUUUAAUACACUUUGCGAUUUAUAUGGAGCGCCAAGUAAUUUGUUGAAAAAUCAAUUGAAGUACAUCUAUCGUAAAGAUCAAAAAUAUUGGUUGCGUCGCCCCAUGUCUCGUGAUAUGCUCAUUUAUGCCACCAGUGAUGUUCUUGGACUUGUGCCUCAAGCCUUCACAGCAAUGUCGACGCGUAUAAAUCCAGAUAUGCAAACGCUUUUUAACAAUUUAUGUGAAGAGCAAAUACUGACACACAUAUCUCCUGUUGAAAUAAAAGCUCGCAAAAGGCAACGAAAAAUAGAAACAGAAGUAAUAGAUCUUCGUAAAAAAAUGGAUGAAGCUACUGAAAAAAAUAUUGUAUUAAGUAACCGAGAAAUAAGGCUUCUUCGUUAUUUAUCUCUUACCGAAGAUGAAAAAGUGAAGCUUAAAUGCAGUUACAAAGUUGCCAAAAAACUUGAAAAGCUUAAAAGUUUAUCGAACGAUAAAAAUGAAAGUACCGAUGAUGAUAAUGAUAAUGAAGACGAUGAUAAUAACGAUAUUGAUGAUAAAGAUGAAGAUAAUGAUUAUGAUGAUUAUUUCGAUGAAGACGAUAAUACUGAUGAUUAUGAUUACGACGAUAAUAAUCACAAUAAAGCUAACCAAAAAACUGAAUAUUCUAAUCUAGAUAAUUGUAUAUACGAUAAUACUACAUUCGAUUGCCCGUCGAUGAGAUUAAAUCCGCUAACUAUUACAGAGUCUAUGCAAAUGGUUGAUGAAAUUUUAUCAGAUGAAAACAUGGAUAGAUUUGAAAAAAUAGAAAAAUUGGAGAAUAUUCUUUCAUCUGUAACAAAUUUUACUUCUGACAAAUUAUCUUCUAAAAUAAUGUAUCCUGAAUCUGAAAAAUGUACAUGUUUGUGCCAUGAUAAUUCUAAUCAACAGCCACGAGAAAAGAGCGCUAAUGCAACGGAUGUAGCAUGUCAAACCUUAAGCACUGGUGAUAUUGUUAUUACCAGCUGUUAUUUUUUAUAACCUAUUCUUUUUAACUAGUUAUUAUCACAAUUGUUAUUGUUAUAGCGAGCUAUCAUUAGAAAUUAAAAUUGUUAUUGUUAUAACUAGUUUUUAUACUUUA
This is a messenger RNA of Cotesia glomerata, 3066 nucleotides long. It is a transcript of the gene egl, whose product is annotated as egalitarian protein homolog. Gene Ontology annotation, molecular function: nucleic acid binding; 3'-5' exonuclease activity. Lineage: Eukaryota; Metazoa; Arthropoda; Insecta; Hymenoptera; Braconidae. The record is from RefSeq and is a predicted model, not a curated record. Bases 426 to 2966 code for a protein of 846 amino acids. Gene Ontology annotation, biological process: nucleobase-containing compound metabolic process. The transcript is spliced from 7 exons.